Molecule: messenger RNA, 1209 nt
Organism: Lichtheimia ornata
Lineage: Eukaryota; Fungi; Mucoromycota; Mucoromycetes; Mucorales; Lichtheimiaceae
Exons: 4
Coding region: 1-1209 (402 amino acids)
Biological process (GO): proteolysis
Molecular function (GO): aspartic-type endopeptidase activity
Source: RefSeq, a predicted model, not a curated record
AUGAAAUCAUCUCUCUUUGGAAUAGCAGCAUUUAUGCUGCUCGGUUCUCAAUUUGCUCAAGCGGAGGACUUUAGGAUCAAUCUCGCUCAAAAGCAAGGCCCAGUACUCAAUACACCCGCUCGCUUAGCUAAAGCGCUCAACAAGUAUAACCUUACAAGCCGCGUCUCUCAUGGCCGACUCAACAUGGCAUCCUCUACCAUUGAGCUUGAUAGCGUGCAUGUGGAUGUCGAGUAUGUUGGCUCCAUGGGCAUUGGUACACCUGCUCAAGACUUCAAGAUGGAUUUUGAUACAGGCAGCUCCGAUAUUUGGGUCCCCAGCACGGAUUGUGCACGAUGUGGCAACCACCCACUCUUUGAUCCCGAUGAUUCAUCCUCCUUUGAAAAGCAACCUGGCAACGAGACUUGGUCAUUACGUUAUGGUGAUGGCUCUGGUGUGAUUGGCAGCAUCGGUUAUGAUACAUUCCAUUUGGGAGACUUGAAACAACCCAACGAGAUCUUUGGUCUUGCACGUACCGUCUCCAUUGAUUUUGCUGUGGAUCCUCAAUUAGAUGGUCUUUUUGGCUUGGGCUUCCCAUCACUUUCAGUCAUGGGUGCUAAAAAAUCAAUUGUGGAGAACAUGAAGGAAUCGGGUGCAAUCUCCGAAGCAUCCGUAAGCUUUUUCUUGGGCCGUGCACGCAAUGGCGGUAAAGGCGAAAUUUCUUUUGGCAAACCCAACCCUGAGUAUUAUGAAGGCGAGAUCAAGUACAUUCCAGUGGAUAAGCCAAAGUAUUGGCAAGUACCUUUGGAUGAUGUCAAAGUGGAUGGCGUAUCUGUCAAGAGCGGUCGAUCACUUGAGGCCAUUGUUGACACUGGCACAACCUUGAUCAUUCUUCCAAGCGACUAUUCCAAAGCCAUUCAUGCAGCUAUCCCAGGCAGUCAUUUCAACAGCAUGCAUGGAUGGCGUGUACCAUGCAAGCUUAGGGAGGAGGCUGGCGAUAAGGAAAUUGUGUUUACGCUGGGCGGCCAUGAUUUCCCAAUGAAAGUCGCCGAUAUCGUGCGUGAACGUGCUGCACCAAAGUCAGAGACGGACAAGGAGAAAAUGUGCUUUUCGGGUAUUGCAGAGGCAAAUGCACCUUUUGUCAUUCUUGGUGACACCUUUUUACGAACCUACUAUUCGGUGUAUGAUUUUGAUCGCAAGGCAGUGGGUUUAGCACUGGCUAAGCACGACUAA